Caenorhabditis remanei is the source of this 306-nucleotide messenger RNA. RefSeq lists its product as uncharacterized. The coding region runs from base 1 to 306 and encodes 101 amino acids. The transcript has a single exon. The record is from RefSeq and is a predicted model, not a curated record. Lineage: Eukaryota; Metazoa; Nematoda; Chromadorea; Rhabditida; Rhabditidae.
AUGAAGCUCAAUUGCUUUUACAUGACUGUAACAUUGACAUUCCGAAAUGAUGAGAAAAAGCAGAAUUUCAAUGUUUACAUUUUGGAAGACGAGAGUAUCAAGCAGGACUAUGUGAGAACUAUCAACGGAGUGAAAGCGCCGUCAGCUAUGAGAAAACGAAAGAAUCCGGAGGAAUUUGAGAUUGGUGGUAACACAAUGGCAGCUGAUCUAAAACUUAUGGAAGAUCUCACUCAACACUUCAAGAGUAUUUUCUACAUUGACGCCUACAACGUUACAUACUGUUUUUUGUUUGAUAUUUCCUUAUAA